ACACACCCUAAGGACACCAGCAAUCCGAGUGUGAACCACUCUGCCCUGCCUGCUGCUGCUCAGCUGUAUCCACGCCGUCCAAACUUUAUCUCAGGAUCUGCGGGCUGAACGUGCUACUACUGACGGCCCCUCGACACAUUAUUGUAGCAGCGUCAAGAAAGAGGGAGGCACCAGGGCAUCAUGUCAGUGGCGGAUGCCCCUGCAAUAGAAGUGGCAGCGGCGGCCCCGGUGCAAGCAAUUGACGGGCAAGAGGGGGAGCCGGUGCCUUCGUUUCUAUCCAUGCAGGUGGAGCCUUACUUUUGGGAGGAAGGGGGUAACCCCAACGUGGACUGGUGGGCAAAAAUCCGACACUCGCUGCACUUUGGAGGAGUCAAAGCGGUUGCAGGGGCGGAGGCAAUUGGGGAGGUGGUGGCCAACACGCUGGGCUUGAACGAUUCAAAGUAUCAGUACGUUAUCGACGCACUUGAGGCGGACGAAAUUCGCGAAAAGCGGGAGCAAAGGGACGAAGAAGACAGAAGACAGAUGGCGCUCGAAGAAGAGGCCGCGAAAGCAAGGGAGCGCCGGGAGCAGCAGGACGGAGAAGUCAAGCAGGACUCGGGAGCGAUAGAGUUGGGAGACACCAGGGUCUCGCUGCCCGACAGCGGUGGCGAGACCGCGCUCCCCGAGGGAUCGACAGCGUAGACUGGGAUAUUGAAUGUCACCUUGCGGAACUACCGCAACGCCAUACAAGUUGUCGUGGGAGUUGUGUGAAUAAUCGGCUAGAUGCAUAAAUUUGGAUCUUGCGGUGUGCGCAACGCAGUCAUGUGUCGCGGCCAUAAUGUAAGUAGUUGUAUGUGCCCCGAGUUUGGUAUGAAUUUGUUUCUCGCAUGAUGCACAUGAGACAUGAGAGCGAGACGAGGCGCGUCUUUGAAUGUCGCAUGCUUGGAGCUUGGCUCCAACGAACGGCCCAUGUUGUUAAGGGGUUUGAGUGGAAUGAAUCUGGGCGGUAUAGAAACUAUCAGUCUAGAGCAGGAGUGCCAGUUCAUGGCGGGAGCUGCAAGUCCCGGGCGGUAGGAUCAUCAGAUCAGGCUUAAACGGCCCCUCCCUGCAGGAGGCACCGCCCGUGGUGUUCGGUCUACAACGAGAGCAAGGCAGUAGCAAGCACUCAUGUUUAUUUUUGUUUUUCGAUACGUAGCACGUGGUGAAGGUCUUGAGGGCCUGCUACGAGGUCAAUACGCGCACCAUUUGGCUUCCGCCUGAGGCAAUAAUUGCCACAGCCUCUUCGAAAGGAAACUACCUCAAAGAUAUAUUUUUGCCGA
Molecule: messenger RNA, 1298 nt
Organism: Ectocarpus sp. CCAP 1310/34
Lineage: Eukaryota; Phaeophyceae; Ectocarpales; Ectocarpaceae
Source: the annotation of a GenBank genome assembly